ACAGUAAGCUCGCGAAUAUCUAGCUGAAUUACGCCAAUGAAAAUUUUCGUCUGAAAAGCGCAUAGUAUAUCGCGAUUUAUUGAAUAAAACGUCCACAAGCUGUUUAGGAAAAGGCUCUUUGUGUCAUUUAAUUGAAUACGUUUGUGCUUUUGAGUUUGAUCGAUUGAUAUCUUCUUUUAUAUAUUUAUUUUUUUAACGAAUCGAGUAAACUUUUUAUUUUUUGUGUAAGGAAAGAUAAGACAAAUGCGCAAUGUACGGGUUGUUAAUAGAAAAUAUGUCCGAGUAUAUCAAACAAACGUACGGAGAAGACAAAUGGGAAGAGAUUCGACGUGCAGCUGCUGUAGAUCAACCAAGUUUCAGUACACAUCAAGUCUAUCCAGAGGGAUUACUAUCGAGAUUAACCAAAAAAGCCGUUCAGAUCCUGCAAGUGAGCGAAAAAGAGUUUUCUGACCAAAUGGGUGUAUUUUUUAUUGGGUUUGUGAGUCAAUAUGGAUACGAUAGAGUUUUGUCAGUAUUGGGGAGGCACAUGAGAGAUUUUCUCAACGGUCUUGAUAAUUUACACGAAUAUCUGAAAUUUUCGUAUCCGAGAAUGCGAGCUCCGAGUUUCAUCUGCGAAAACGAAACGAAACAAGGAUUGACGUUACAUUACAGGAGUAAAAGAAGAGGAUUCGUGUAUUAUACCAUGGGACAGAUAAGAGAAGUUGCCAGACAUUUUUAUCAUAAAGAAAUGAAAAUUGAGUUGGUAAGAGAAGAAUUAUUAUUCGAUAUGGUACACGUUACGUUUCAAUUGACUUUUGACAACAGGGCGUUCACUUUAGCAUCUUUAGCGAUGACCAGAGAGGAAAAACAUUUGCCAAUAAGUGCUUCAGUAUUAUUUGAAAUAUUUCCAUUUUGUAUUGUUUUUGGUUCAGAUAUGAUUGUAAGAAGCAUAGGAAAUUCAUUGAUGGUCAUCCUUCCGGAUCUAGUGGGAAAAAAGAUAACAAAUUGGUUCGAUUUAGUUAGACCAUUGAUCGCAUUUAAAUUUGGAUCGAUACUCAACCGUACUAAUAAUAUUUUUGAAUUGGUGACAGUGGAGCCCAUAUUGAAUGACAAACCAUCGGAACGAAAACGGGGACACGAAUUGGUACUUAGCGAUGAAAUGGAAAUGUCAGAAGAUAGAAAUUUGAGACUUAAAGGCCAAAUGAUUUAUAUGGACAACUGGAGAAUGAUGAUGUAUUUAGGAACACCUGUGAUGCCAGAUCUAAAUUCUUUAAUAAAUUCUGGACUCUAUAUUAAUGAUCUCUCUAUGCAUGAUUUCAGUCGAGAUUUGAUGUUAGCCGGUACUCAACAAUCAGUCGAGCUUAAGUUAGCUUUAGAUCAAGAGCAGUUGAAAAGCAAAAAAUUGGAAGAGUCAAUGAGAAAACUGGACGAAGAAAUGACAAGAACAGAUGAAUUGUUAUAUCAGAUGAUCCCCAAACAAGUAGCUGAUAGAUUAAGGAAAGGAGAAAAUCCAAUAGAUACUUGUGAGAUGUUUGAUAGCGUGUCUAUUCUCUUCUCAGAUGUGGUAACGUUUACAGAAAUCUGCAGUAGAAUCACCCCCAUGGAGGUAGUUUCAAUGCUCAACGGCAUGUACUCAAUAUUUGAUAAGUUAACAGAAAGAAACAGCGUGUACAAAGUGGAGACCAUUGGUGAUGCGUAUAUGGUUGUAAGUGGAGCACCAGAAAAAGAAGGUAAUCACGCGGAAAGGGUAUGUGACAUGGCAUUAGAUAUGGUUGAAGCCAUCACCAACUUGAAAGAUCCUUCAACUGGGCAACAUCUGAAAAUACGAGUUGGUGUCCAUUCGGGUGCAGUAGUUGCCGGUAUAGUUGGAUUGAAAAUGCCGAGAUAUUGUUUGUUUGGUGAUAGUGUCAAUACAGCGUCAAGGAUGGAGUCUACAAGUGAAGCCAUGAGAAUACACAUAUCUGAAUACACAAAGGAGCUUUUACCACCGAAGUACAAAGUUAGUGAAAGAGGGGAAAUACAAAUUAAAGGAAAGGGUUCAAUGAAAACUUAUUGGUUACAAGCUAAAGAAUACUGGUCGCCUUCAUCAGAAGAUAAAUAUUCAAAAUCUCUCAUCGAUACAAUCAAAACUAUUCCCCAAAGUCAAUCAGCAGGACAAGUUCAAGAGAUUGGGCGUAUAGCGACCUACUAUCCCAUUACAUUCAAAGACGUAGCUAGGAGAAGUGUUGCUAGUUCCCCUAUAAAACCAACUCCAAAAGAGGUACGAUCGAAUUCAGCUGGUGCAGUUUACUCAUCAGGAUGUGAUCCGGCGGAAAUUUUUGGGUCAUUAAUAUUAGAAGAUGCAGAAUCUGAUGGAAAGUCACAAAAUUCGCAAGUAACACUUCCUUGUACGUUUAAACACAGAAGUACAACUUCAUCGAAGAUUGCCUUUCCUAUAGAUAAAAAAGAGUACAGCGCAAUGUCUCUAGCACCACUCUCCGCCACUAGUCAAAAUCUUCAUUCAGAAGAUUAUAUAGAUCCUCAACUACAAUCAUCAGAUCCUCACGAAAAUCUACUGAGCCAAGAAACACAAUAUCCACGACUAUGUCCAAAACAAUCUCUGGAACUAAAUCUUCAACCAGAAGAAGAAAAAUAUGAGUAUGGCAAGGUGAUGCACGUUUAUGCGAAAAAAAUGGACAAAGACAGAGAGUUGCCAAAUUCCAAAAGUGACAUGAGCAUUUGUCAAAAAAAGGAUAUGAAUCAAAUGAAGAAUAAAAGUCACAAUCAUCAAUGUUGUUAUGCUGUAGAAUCAAGUAGACACCAUAGAUAUAAAAGCAAUGCUUGCAGUAUUAGCUAGAAUUUUGUAUGUAGAUAGUAUCGAGAUAUUAUUACCUAAUAAAGAAUAUUCAUUUUGUAAA
Molecule: messenger RNA, 2876 nt
Organism: Diorhabda sublineata
Lineage: Eukaryota; Metazoa; Arthropoda; Insecta; Coleoptera; Chrysomelidae
Gene: Gyc88E
Product: soluble guanylate cyclase 88E
Exons: 14
Coding region: 251-2815 (854 amino acids)
Biological process (GO): nitric oxide-cGMP-mediated signaling; response to oxygen levels; cGMP biosynthetic process
Cellular component (GO): guanylate cyclase complex, soluble
Molecular function (GO): oxygen sensor activity; guanylate cyclase activity; heme binding
Source: RefSeq, a predicted model, not a curated record